UAAUUGUCUCUACAGUUAAGCAACAAAACAGAAAGGACAAUAUUGUUUCACACUGAAAAAUCCUAGCCUUUGUCUUUGUCUUUUGUCACCUUCAAUUAAUCUCCUUCUCUCUUCUCUCUUUUUCUCUUCACAUAUUAUUCUUACUUCCACCAUAUCCAAACACACAAGAAUAACCUGCGACCUAAGCUUUUCCUAUAAUUAUUCUUGUCACAACUCACACGUACGUACCACAAAAUUGUCUUCAUCCUUUUUCAUAUGUCGUUUUAUUUCUGAACCACAAACUCACAUAUUUUAUUUUUCUUUGUUCAAAAAAUUAUGAGAGGCAUAACAUCUUGUUACAAUGAACAUGCUAUUAGAGUAUCUGAUUUAUAUUGUUCAAGACCUUCAAAUUCAAUCAUUCCAAAACUCAAUAACCUUUCAAUUCAAAAUUCAGUUACUUGCAUAUACAAACUCAACUUUAUCUCAAUUCAACAACAAUUUCUCAUCACACUAACUUGGACCAAGAAACUCAUUGGACAAGGUUUCAUCAUAAACAUCACUUCUGAUUCUGAUUAUGUCAAUGUUUUCUCAAAAUUCAAUGGAAAUCCUCGUCUAUUAUUGAAACAGAACAAAGGUACUGAUACGUUUCAAUAUCAAAAUUUUGAAGUCAAAGUUUUAUGGGAUCUUUCUGAUGCUAAGUAUGAUGAAGGACCUGAACCGGUUAAUGGAUUUUACGUCAUGGUUUUGGUGAACUCUGAAUUGGGUUUAUUCCUCGGAGACAAAGAAGAAGAUUCGUUGGAGAACUUGGAAGAUAAGAAAAACCAUGAUGCAAAAUUCUCAAUGGUUUCAAGAAGUGAAAGAUUUUAUGGUACAAGUGUUUAUGCAACAAAGGCAAAGUUUUCUGAAACAGGAAUUUCACACGAUAUAUUGAUAAAGUGUGGAGUAGAAGAAGAAGGAUCAACAUCAAAGAGUCACAUGUUAUGUUUGUUUAUGGAUAAGAAGAUUGUGUUUAAGGUGAAGAGAUUGAAGUGGAAUUUUCGUGGCAAUCAAACAAUUUUUGUGGAUGGUUUGGUAGUGGAUAUGAUGUGGGAUUUGCAUGAUUGGAUUUUCAAUCCUAGUAAUAUUGAUUCUGUUUCUGCUGUUUUUAUGUUUAGGACAAGGAGUGGUUUGAAUAGUAGAUUAUGGUUGGAAGAGAAGAAUUUGCAGAAACAAAAGGAACAAGAUAGAAUUGGAUUCUCUUUGUUGAUAUGUGGAUGUAAGAACCCUGAUUGAUUCUAUCUUUCUGUUUAAUUUCUUGGGAGUUUGUUUGUUAAACUGGUUUUUUGAAGACUGAAACAAACUUUUUGUUUUUCAUUUGUAAUGUAAUGGGAUGCAGGCAGAUUUUAAGGUAAUUAAUUGUAAUGUAAUUACAUGUACUGUUACAAUUAACCUAUUUUUUAUUUAUUUUUAUACAAAACAGUUUUACUCUAAGUUAUGUGUAUAAAUUUAUUGA
Molecule: messenger RNA, 1471 nt
Organism: Medicago truncatula (barrel medic)
Lineage: Eukaryota; Viridiplantae; Streptophyta; Magnoliopsida; Fabales; Fabaceae
Exons: 1
Coding region: 316-1251 (311 amino acids)
Source: RefSeq, a predicted model, not a curated record